CGUUGGCCUGUCCCCCGCCGGUCUCAGUCCGGGGCCCGGAGCCGGAGCGCACGAUGACCGUCCUCCAGAGGCUCGCGCGGGCGCUCGGGCACCGCAUCCCCGCCAGCCGCUGGGGGCCCACGCUGGCCGAGGCCGAGGGCGGUGUGCGCGGCCUGGCCACCAGCGCUCGCGCCCGCGCCAAAUUCUACGCGGAUCCCGUGGAGGCCGUCAAAGACAUCGCGGACAGGGCCAAGAUCAUGGUCAGCGGCUUCGGGCUCUGCGGGAUUCCAGAGAACCUGAUUCAGGCGCUGCUCCGCACGUGCGUCAGCUUGACCGUGGUCAGCAGCAACGUGGUGGACGAUUUUGGGCCGGGCCUGUUACUGGAGGCCAAGCAGAUCGCCCGCCUCAUCUGCUCCUUUGUUGGGGAGAACACGCUGUGCAAGCGCCGGUACCUGGCGGGCGAGCUGGAGCUGGAGCUGGAGCUGACGCCCCAGGGCACCCUGGCCGAGCGCAUCCGUGCCGGGGGCGCCGGGGUGCCCGCCUUCUACACGCCAAUGGCCUACAGGACCCUGGUUCAGGAGGGAGGCGCCCCCAUCAGGUCCGCGCCCGAUGGCCACAUGGCCAUCAUGAGCCAGCCCCGAGAGGUGAGGGAGUUCCACGGACACCACUAUCUUCUGGAGUAGGCCAUCACUGCUGAUUUUGCUUUGGUGAAGGGGUGGAAGGCCGACCGCGCUGGGAACGUCAUCUUCAGAAAAAGUCCCAGGAAUUUCAACGUGCCCAUGUGCAAAGCUGUGGAAACCUCCGUGGUGGAGGUGGAAGAAAUCGUGGAUGUGGGGACCUUUGCCCUCGAAGACAUCCAUGUUCCUAACAUUUAUGUCGACCGCGUGAUUCAGGGAGAAAAACACGAGAAAAGAAUUGAGCAUCUAGCCCUCAGGAAGGAGCACGAUGAAAAAGCCGAGUCUGCAGAUGACCCCGGCGCCCGAAUUGUCAAGCGGGCAGCUCUUGAAUUUGAGGAUGGCAUAUAUGCCAAUCUGGGCAUAGGAAUCCCGCUCCUGGCCAGCAACUACAUCAGCCCAGACAUGACUGUUCAUCUUCACAGUGAACAUGGCAUCCUGGGCUUGGGGCCGUUCCCACCCAAAGAUGAGGUGGAUGCAGAUCUCAUCAACGCGGGCAAGCAGACGGUGAGCAUUUUCCCCAGGGGCUGUUUCUUCUCCAGCGAUGACUCAUUCGCCAUGAUUCCAGGCGGGCACCUCGACCUCACCAUGCUGGGAGCCAUGCAGGUCUCCAAAUACGGUGACCUGGCUAACUGGAUGAUACCCGGGAAGAAGGUGAAAGGCAUGGGGGGGGGGGGCAUGGACUUGGUGUCCAGUCCCAAGACCAGAGUGGUGGUCACCAUGGCGCACUGCACCAAGGCCAAUGAACCCAAAAUCUCAGAGAAGCAUACCAUGCUGCUGACCGGGAAGCGCUGUGUGGACCGGACCAUCACUGACAAGGCCGUGUUCGACGUGCACAAGAAGAAAGGCCUGACGCUGAUUGAGCUCUGGGACGGGCUGACCGUGGACGUCGUCACAGAGCACGGGCAGCCCUUCGCCGUGUCACCGAACCUCAGACCCAUGCAGCAGGUGGCUGCCUGACCCAGGGAAGGAAGCCCUGGUCAGAGGGUGUGUUUCACUUUCGCCACUGCCUCUCACCCAGAGGGGGUGUCAUCACGCCUGUCCGUUCGUCUGACCGGUUCUC
Molecule: messenger RNA, 1716 nt
Organism: Prionailurus viverrinus (fishing cat)
Lineage: Eukaryota; Metazoa; Chordata; Mammalia; Carnivora; Felidae
Product: succinyl-CoA:3-ketoacid coenzyme A transferase 2, mitochondrial-like
Biological process (GO): ketone body catabolic process
Cellular component (GO): mitochondrion
Molecular function (GO): succinyl-CoA:3-oxo-acid CoA-transferase activity
Source: RefSeq, a predicted model, not a curated record